CAGGAUAGAUGGAUGUGAAGACAUUGAUAUACUGUGGGCAAGAUGAGAGGCUGAGGUUAAUGUGUGGGUGGCCAAUCGGAUGAGCCCGUGACACCCUUAUAUCCAACCUCUCACUGGCUCUUGUCUUCAAGAAUCUAAACAUCUUAACCUGUUGGCAUAAUACCAUCUCCUGUUACACUUUCAAGCUAGGUGGGCACAAGGUUUCUGAUGAGAAGAGAUAGAAGGAAAAUAUAAAGGUCCAAUUGAAGACUAUCUCCGUACUGCAGAUGGACAUAUUGCACUCCACGAUCCACGAAGACAAUCGAUCGUAAAACAAUGCUCCCUUCGAAGAAACACCGACGCAAGAAGGAAACAAAAGAAAAAGAUCCGCAAGAAAUGAAAAGAUCAUCGAACUGAAAGCGCCAUCCAGCUAAAGCAAGUCUCUUCCCCAAUCCAGCACUUUGUCCUGGAAGCCAUUAUCCCCAAGUAAGUAAACAUGAUUGAUAAAAAUCGGUACGGUCCACGUUGUCCAGGGGACAGACCGACAAGGUCAAAGGAAAGCGAAAUAAGCGAACAGGGCUGUACGCCGAAUCGCGACAGUUUCAGCGCCUCUCGGCGCCCGCACCCCAACCGGCUAUCCCGCACGCAAUGGGUAGGUAUUAUCGUAUCAUCGAGGUCAUAUACGGGUCGUGAAGCUUUAGCACAUUUCGCAGCAUUCGAUACAUUCCAUACAGCAUUCGCAACUCUCUUCACACAGGAAACAACAACAAAGGGUGGCCAAGCAGGCACCAAGGCAGCCGUGACUUUUUUUCUCCUGCUGCUGUGGCGGCUGCUGUGGCGGCGGCUGCUGAUAUCCCAUGGGAGCUUGAGGUGCGUAUUGUCCGGGAGGAGGACCCUGAGGAGGGUAACCACCGUACUGUUGGGGAGGGUACCCGCCCUGAGGAGGACCGUAGUUACCGGGAGGAGGACCGUAGGCAGGCUGGGGAGGAUAGGGGGGCUGUUGUUGGUAACUCAUGAUGAUAGAUAUCUGUGGGCAGAACGACUGUCGCACCGGUCAGUAUGGACUGAUCAAAUCAAGCUUCGAAAUGAUGGAAUCGGUUGAAGAAGAAAAUUAAGAUGAUGGGGAAGAGGCUCUCGUGGGCACGGUAAGGGCCAAUGAAAGGGGGUAGAAGGUACCUAAGAAAUGCCAAGUACGAACGGGUCGAACAAGAGACAAGAACUUGAAGGGGGGAAAAGGAAAGAGAGAGUAGAAAAGUGGAAUUAAGAACCAACGGGGGAGAAAAGCUGACAAGGUCCGAAGCGGAGAAAUUCAAAAGAGGGAAUGGAAUUGAAAACAGAGGAGAAGCCGAUCGCCCCGUGUGGCUCAGAUUGCACUCUUUAAAGAUUGAGUCCAAUCCAAUUUAGAAUUUCCAGAAUUUCGUUGCCAUUCUCACCCAAGAAAUUUUCUCAUCACUAAGCACUUCGUAUACCCACUAGGAAGCAAUCGAUGUUUCCACCCGGACUCCCUUGUCCUCAACCGUCGGUCUCAGGCUCUCAGCUGCUUUUCCCGGCAUUCCGCAUUGGGGCUGGUGUGAAUCCUGCCCGUGCAAACUUUGUUAUCACUGACUGGCCCCCAUUUUUAAACACC
Molecule: messenger RNA, 1606 nt
Organism: Aspergillus pseudotamarii
Lineage: Eukaryota; Fungi; Ascomycota; Eurotiomycetes; Eurotiales; Aspergillaceae
Exons: 4
Source: RefSeq, a predicted model, not a curated record